AUGACAAGGAACCGCAAGCGCCGGAGAACCAAGGGCAAGGGCGAGGGCGACUUUGACAUCCCCAUUAGGAGCUUCGCAGCGGCGCAGGCUACCGUCGAGAACGUCGGCCCCGACACCACGCCGACUGAUCAAUCGCUCCCCGCCGCGUCGGCGCCCUCAGACACUGACAUGACCGCAGGCGACAAUACCGAAGAGACCAUGGCCGCUCAAACGGAGGACGAGGAGACCGAAGACAAGCCUCUCGAUAUGGCCGUCGUUGCUGCCGCCUUGAAGAAGGCGGUGAAUGACUGCUCGGAGGAGAAUCUCGCCGCCCUCCUUAAAACAGUUGACUACGACAUCGAGUCUCUGGCCAAGCUGGCGUUCAACGACGGAAGCUCGCUGAAGGCCUCCAGCCUUCUCCUGGGCGCCGCGGUCGUGCUGGCAGAAGGCAAGGCCAUCGAGGCGGAGACCAAGGCCGACGAGGCUCAUAUCAAGGCUACUGAUGCGGAUGGCGUGGCAAGUGAGGCACAGAGCUUGGCGAUCGAGGCCGAAGGACAUGCAGUCCACGCCAUGCUCGGCUACGAAGGCAUUAAGGAGCAGAUCUCGGGGAUUCAGCACCGCGUCUUGAUUCUUGAGAACAUGCAGGCCAAGGUGGACAAGAUGGAGGCCCGCCUCCAAGCUUUGGAACGGGAGAAUCUGAUGCUUCGAGAGAGGCUCAAGGAAGCCACUACUCGCCAGUGA
This is a messenger RNA of Thermothielavioides terrestris NRRL 8126, 720 nucleotides long. RefSeq lists its product as uncharacterized. NCBI's taxonomy places the organism in Eukaryota, Fungi, Ascomycota, Sordariomycetes, Sordariales, Chaetomiaceae. Bases 1 to 720 code for a protein of 239 amino acids. The transcript has 3 exons. The record is from RefSeq and is a predicted model, not a curated record.